GUACGUCUUAAGUACGCAUACGUGGCAAAGUUCAUCAACGAAGAUGCGAGUGCUACGCGUGACGUUCCUAUGGGCGCUGCUGCUCUUAAUCACCCUUACUACCUCUGUCUACGCUGCCGAGGAUGCGCCCAAGACACCAGAGCCCACAUCCAGCGCCAAUCCGCGCGACAAUGACCCUGUAAUCCAGGAGAUCCGUGGACUGCGGAAUGCCGGCAUGAAGCUCAACGACGCGAAGGACUUCAAAGGCUCCAUUGAGAAGCUUCGCGGGGCCAUUACAUUACUACACGACCGAGUGUUUGGUGAAGGACGCCACGCUGUCACAGACCCCAGCGACAUCUCGCAGGACGCGGCGCUCUACGCCCAGAUCCUCAACGACUACGGCACGGUGCUUAUCCGUGCCAAGCAGUACGACGAAGCCAUUGAGGUGCUCGAGGAUUCUGUGGCGAUGGUAGAGAAGAUUUACGGUGACAGCCAUCCGUCGCUCGGUCUGUCGCUGCGUAGCUUGGCGGACGCGUAUAUGGCUAAGGAAGAGUACAAGACGGCCAUUAAAAAGUACAAAACCCUCCGCAAACAUGUCAAAAAGGGGCUCGGAGCGACUCACGAAGCGUACAUUGAGGCUUCGAUGAGGAUUGCGGAGGGAUACAAGAAGUUGGGGAAUAAAAAGAAAAACCUAAAGGUGCUUAAGGACACUGUGAAGGCCCAAGGAGGAGAGAUCAAUGGAUUGACGACGGGUAUCGCUGAGCUCUACAUGGAGCUGUCGACGGCGCAUGUGGCCAUGGGCGAGAUUGAUGACGCUCUGAGAGCUGCAGAAACCGCCAGUGCCAUCUUCCUGCAACGCGAUGGAGAGGAUACGCUAUCGUAUGCGUUCAGUUUGAACGCUCUGGCUGGCGUCAAGAUGCGGCAGAAGAAGGUGGAUGAGGCCAUUAAACUGCUGGAGCAUGCCCACCGCAUCGCUGUUCAGAUCUACGGAGAGAACGACGCGAUUACUCAAGCUAGUGCAAAGACCCUUCGAGAGGUGAAGGAGUACAAGCUGGACUUGCAAGCGCAGAAGGACGAGCUUUAGAGUAGGAAGUGGAGGAGAGGAGGCCAAAUUUACACAAGAUAUUGAUUGGAAAAUGUGGAGGAGACAUUUUGGAUCACCCUACUCGCACAAUAUGUUGAUUAAAUCGGAGGAGGUCAAUCACUUACCUAGUUAAUUUUUUUGCAAUCAGAACGGUUUCCUCUUGAGAAAAGACCUUAACUUAAACUAAAAGUUAAUU
Messenger RNA from Phytophthora nicotianae INRA-310, 1259 nucleotides. RefSeq lists its product as hypothetical. NCBI's taxonomy places the organism in Eukaryota, Oomycota, Peronosporomycetes, Peronosporales, Peronosporaceae. Gene Ontology annotation, molecular function: protein binding. The coding region runs from base 44 to 1063 and encodes 339 amino acids. The transcript has a single exon. The record is from RefSeq and is a predicted model, not a curated record.